Messenger RNA from Halichondria panicea, 647 nucleotides. RefSeq lists its product as uncharacterized. The transcript has 3 exons. Lineage: Eukaryota; Metazoa; Porifera; Demospongiae; Suberitida; Halichondriidae. The coding region runs from base 17 to 556 and encodes 179 amino acids. The record is from RefSeq and is a predicted model, not a curated record. Gene Ontology annotation, cellular component: secretory granule.
UUAAAUAGAAUUAACAAUGUUGGGCCUCUUGCGAAGACUGUGUUCUCUUAUCUCUCAUCUUCUGUUCCGAUCUGCUCCAGAGUCUAGUGUCCCACCAUCGUCUGGAGCAGAGGAGCCAUGGACUAAUACAGAGUGGGAUGGCGGGGGCGACUGGGAGCCCUUCACUGUCCAGGUGAUCCCUCAUGAUCCACCAUUACAGACGCAAGAGGAACAAGCCAGUCAACCACCGGCACCAGAGGUGGACCUGUUUAGUGACAUGCAGCCCGUCUUCAAAAAGCCCACAAUGAUUCGCAUUGCUAAGAGAGAAGAGGAACAAGUGGAUCUCAGGAAGUUCUCUGUACAAGACGAGGCCUUUGUUGAGGAGGAGGAAGAGUGUGGUUUGGGGGUGUGGUCUGAUGAGCUGGCAAGUGGAUGGGAGGAACAAGAUGGUGACGAUCUUGUCAAGAGCUCUCGAGAGGCGGCUCGUAAACUGAGAGCUGAGCAAAGGAGGCAACAACAAGAGAGAGUUAGAACACAGACAAUCAGGACUCAUGGACUAGGCACUAGAGUGCCGUGAUCAAUAUUCAACAAUCUAAUUGUUAGCAAAUCAAUUCUUUUCUGUAGCAAAUUUCUUUCUUAAUGUAAAAUAAUGAGUGCUAAAAACACAA